UCUGUCAUUAACAACACACCAAUGUCUGAAAAGAAACGGGACAAGAGAUAGGUACAUAUAUAUACCACUAGCCGAACUCGCAGAUCGGCAUGGCCUCACCACUACCACUCCACUCCACACAACUCGCAGUUCUAUAGAGACAGAAAAAGAGAGAGAAAUGGCAUCAUCACCAACAAUGGAGUCACUGAUUCUGCAACUCCACGACAUCUCCGCCGUGAAGUUCGGCAACUUCAAGCUGAAAUCCGGCAUCUCCUCCCCAAUCUACAUCGAUCUCCGCCUCAUCGUCUCCUACCCGACUCUCCUCCUCCAAAUCUCCCAAACCCUAAUCUCCUCCCUACCUUCCACCACCUCCUUCGACCUCCUCUGCGGCGUCCCCUACACCGCCCUUCCCAUCGCCACCUGCAUCUCCACCUCCUCCAAAAUCCCCAUGCUCAUGCGCCGCAAAGAAAUCAAAGACUACGGCACUUCCAAAGCCAUCGAAGGCUCCUUCUCCCCCGGCCAGAUCUGCCUCGUCGUCGAAGAUCUCGUUACCAGCGGCGCCUCCGUCCUCGAAACCGCCGCUCCUCUCCGCGCCGCCGGGAUCAAGGUCACCGACGUUGUCGUCAUGAUCGAUCGCGAACAAGGCGGGAGAGAAAACCUAGCCGACAAUGGUAUCGCGCUUCACGCGAUGGUGAAAUUGACCGAGAUGGUGAGGAUUUUGAAGGACAAAGGUAGGGUUUCGGAGGAGACUGAGGGUAUGGUGUUUAAGUUUCUCGAGGAGAAUCGGAAGGUAGCUGUGCCGGCGCCUGCGGCAGCUCCUCCUCCUAGGUUUAGGGUUUCGUUUGGGGAGAGAGCGAAGAUUACGAAGAAUCCAACUGGAAAGAGGUUGUUUGAAGUGAUGGUGAAAAAGGAGAGUAAUUUGUGUUUGGCUGCUGAUGUUAACACUGCUUCAGAAUUGCUCGAUCUUGCGGACAAAGUUGGACAAGAGAUUUGCAUGUUGAAAACUCAUGUCGAUAUAUUGCCUGAUUUCACCCCAGAUUUUGGGUCUAAACUUCGAUCAAUUGCAGAAAGACACAAUUUUCUGAUAUUCGAAGAUCGAAAAUUUGCCGAUAUUGGUAACACUGUUACAAUGCAAUAUGAAAGUGGCAUUUUUCGGAUACUGGAUUGGGCAGAUAUAGUUAAUGCUCACAUAAUCUCAGGCCCUGGAAUUGUUGAUGGUCUAAAACUGAAGGGUUUGCCUCGGGGUAGGGGUCUUUUGCUGCUGGCUGAAAUGAGUUCGGCGGGUAACCUCGCCACGGGAGAUUACACAGCUGCAGCUGUGAAAAUUGCCGAGGAACAUUCGGAUUUUGUGAUUGGAUUCAUCUCUGUUAAUCCGGCAUCGUGGCCAGGUGGACCGGGAAAUCCAGCAUUUAUUCAUGCUACACCCGGGGUUCAAAUGGUGAAAGGCGGUGAUGCUCUGGGCCAGCAAUAUGACACCCCUUACUCUGUGAUUUCCGAUAGAGGUAGCGAUAUUAUAAUCGUUGGUCGUGGAAUUAUAAAGGCUGUGAAUCCUGCUGAGGCUGCUCGGGAGUACCGGCUUCAGGGAUGGGAUGCGUAUUUGGUUAAUUGCAAAUGAGAGUCACAUCCCAAAUGGUCUAUGCUAUUGCUGCACGGCUUGCCCAGGAAAUAAGUAAGAUACUUGUUUGGUUAAGUUUUGUUAUUUUGUUAUGAGAGGAAUUUGAAGCUUUUAGUUGCAAAUCCUAUAUAAUGCACAAGCUUUGUCAGAACUCUGAUAACUAUUUUCGGCAAAGUAACUAUUCAUUCUGUGGCAAACAUUUAAAAAAAAAUAAAAAAAUUCCCAUAUCUAAUUAUUUCAAUUUCCUACUCCAA
This is a messenger RNA of Camellia sinensis, 1848 nucleotides long. Its product is annotated as uridine 5'-monophosphate synthase / UMP synthase (PYRE-F) (UMPS). The record is from RefSeq and is a predicted model, not a curated record. Gene Ontology annotation, molecular function: orotidine-5'-phosphate decarboxylase activity; orotate phosphoribosyltransferase activity. NCBI's taxonomy places the organism in Eukaryota, Viridiplantae, Streptophyta, Magnoliopsida, Ericales, Theaceae. Gene Ontology annotation, biological process: 'de novo' UMP biosynthetic process; 'de novo' pyrimidine nucleobase biosynthetic process.